ACUGCUGUCGUCACUCGUCUGUCGUCCAUCCCAUGUAAAUCGGUUGUGAAUUGUAAUCGGCUGCGGAUUGUAGUUGUGGGUUGCCGAAUCCGCUUGUUUUGUUAAUCUUGUAAAGCAUAGCAUAUGAAUAAUUUAAGUAUUCUUAUUAAUUCACGGGCUACUUUAUAGUAAGGUCAAAUUGAUUUAAAAAGGAAGUGGACUUAUUUAAAUAUGUCGAGUGAUACGGCGAAGAAUUUUUCAAACCUUGAGACUCCUGGGUAUGUUGGAUUUGCCAAUUUGCCUAAUCAGGUCCAUCGGAAAUCUGUAAAAAAAGGUUUUGAGUUCACACUGAUGGUUGUAGGGGAGAGUGGGUUGGGAAAAUCAACUCUUGUGAACUCUCUGUUUUUAACUGACCUAUAUCCCGAGAGAGUUAUUCCAGAUGCUACAGAGAAAUUGAAUCAGACUGUAAAACUUGAUGCAUCUACAGUUGAGAUUGAAGAGCGUGGUGUGAAACUGCGAUUGACUGUUGUUGAUACUCCAGGAUAUGGAGAUGCCAUUGAUAAUACAGACUGCUUCAAAUCAAUUAUACAAUACAUUGAUGAGCAAUUUGAGAGGUUCCUUCGUGAUGAGAGCGGUCUCAAUCGACGUAACAUUGUAGACAACAGAAUUCAUUGUUGUUUCUACUUUAUAUCUCCAUUCGGACAUGGACUGAAACCGUUGGACAUUGAAUUUAUGAAACAAUUGCAUAACAAGGUGAACAUUGUACCCGUGAUUGCAAAGGCAGAUUGUCUUACUAAGAAAGAAGUUCAGAGGCUUAAGUCCAGGGUGAUGGAGGAAAUAGAAAGAGAGGGUAUUAAGAUAUAUCCUUUGCCAGAUUGCGAUAGCGAUGAAGAUGAAGAUUACAAAGAGCAGGUUCGUCAGCUUAAAGCGGCUGUUCCGUUCGCUGUAUGCGGCGCUGGACAGCAACUGGAAGUACGCGGACGCCGUGUUAGAGGCCGUCUCUACCCGUGGGGCGUGGUCGAAGUUGAGAACCCGGAACAUUGCGACUUCAUCAAACUACGGACUAUGCUUAUAACCCAUAUGCAAGACUUGCAAGAAGUAACUCAAGAGGUUCAUUACGAGAACUAUCGCUCAGAGAGGUUGGCCAGGAACGGACAAGUACCAAAAAGACAUACAUCAACCGAGAGUGGACUUAGCGACAACUCAAACGACUUGGCAAAUGGUUCAACUGAUGAUGGUUCUGGACGCGACAAAGUACUCCGUGAAAAGGAAGCGGAGUUGCGUCGAAUGCAAGAGAUGCUUGAUCAAAUGCAGCGUCAAAUGCAACUGCAAGCUGCCAGUACGACAACUGCAUAGUGCACGCUCCACGCACAGUUGGACAAUGGUAUGGCUGUCCGGCUGAUUGAUUCGUGUGACGUCGUCAAUUCAAUAUUACGCGCCAUCCCGUACUGUGUAACCUCCACUUAACUUUGAAUAUAAAUCAAUAAAUAUAUUAGAGAUUUAUAGAUAAGCGAGGUUAGAAUGCCAAAAAUAUAUUAUAUACGACUUCUUUUUCUACUCUUUAAAAACGCAUCAACAAAUUAAUAUGAUUUUUGAAAAAAAAAAUUUAUGUAAACUUUGAUGAUGACUAUAUAAAAGUUAUAAUUAUUAUAAAUAAUAGUCAUUCUUCACAUACAAAUUAUGAUUUCAUAUUAGAAUGAAACAAGAAACAUAAUUCAAUUGAAAAAGGAAUAAUUUUCUACGGAAAGUUAAGGAGCGUUCAAUUACGUCACGCAAUUUUUGGAGAUUAUUGAUCCCCCCCAUAUUACAUGCACGUUUCGUGACCACCUAGUGACUCUUUAACCUAAAAGUUUACCAUUAUAUGGUGUAAAGUACUGUAAUGUCGAAAAUAAUAUUAACAAUAACGCGUAAUUCAAUCCCCGCCCCGUAUCGUAACGUUUUACAAAUGGACCCCCCAAAAUUCGCACGUAAUUCUUGAACACUCCCGUACCUUACUUACACUUAUAAACUUUAUUUACAUACAUAUAAUUUUGUUAUUCUAGCCUCAAAAAUAGGUUCCUAAUUAUAAGAAAUUAUAUUGCACCUUUGUGUUUAUACGUAUUAAAUAGUGUAUUACAUACUUUAGAUUAAGGUUUUAUUAGCGACAGACGACGUCUGGUUUCUUAAUGUCAUGUAAAAACAGAUUUAAUUUUACAGGAAAUAUUUGAUCUGACUCCGAAGAAUUUUCUCGAAAUGUUUUUAUUCUCAUUUUAGUGCCAUCUAUCUAUCUCAGUAUGAUUUAUUCAAGUAUUAUUUUAUUGUAUUUUAACUAUUUGACUGAAUGUGUGUAUUGUCCCAGAUUAUUUCUAAAUUUUACGUGUCGUUCAACGUGUCACGCUUAAAGAGAAUUGAGAAGUCUGAAUGAUUUUUUUUUUUGGGAUCUAAUUGUAGGUACUUAACUUUUGGCGAAUAAUGUGACACAGAGCAGGCAUAGUAUAAUAUUUGUAUUCUACAUUAGUAAUAUUUUAGGAUUAUUAAUAGUUUUCCAUGUGGUGCAUUUAUAGAACUUAGGACUUGACUCUGUUUAUCAUUUAUUAAGAACAACGUCAAGAAAAAUGACCCUAUUCUAAUUAAUUCGUAAUUUAGUCGCAUCUCGUCUUGGGUGGUGUCAAACAUGUCAAAUUUCAUGGAGAAAAAAUAGAGUCACUUGAAAACUAGAGCUCUUGAAUUUCGAGAUUGACGUUGUUGAAUACGGCCUGAAUACUUGACUUUGUACAUUGAUAUACACACCUUGAUAGGGCCAAUAGUGGCCAUGGUAUAGCCUCUGAUGUUUGUUAAUGCUGUUUUAUAUAAUAUGAUCUAUAGACUUAUACAUAGAGAAUGUUCAGAUAAAUCUUAGACGUAAUUGGUGCCAAAGUUAUAAAAUUCUUAGAUCGAUGAAUAUCAACGAAAAAUUAAUGUCACAAUACAUAACAAUAUAGUAAAAAUUGUAAUGAUUAUUAAUAAUGAAAUAUAAUGUAAAACUACGUAUGUAAUCAUAUUUUUUAUAGUAAAAAUAUAUUGAAAA
Messenger RNA from Pieris napi, 3025 nucleotides. RefSeq names its product septin-1 (gene Septin1). The record is from RefSeq and is a predicted model, not a curated record. Gene Ontology annotation, cellular component: synaptic vesicle; septin complex; microtubule cytoskeleton. Gene Ontology annotation, molecular function: GTPase activity; molecular adaptor activity; GTP binding. Bases 211 to 1335 code for a protein of 374 amino acids. Lineage: Eukaryota; Metazoa; Arthropoda; Insecta; Lepidoptera; Pieridae. Gene Ontology annotation, biological process: regulation of exocytosis; cytoskeleton-dependent cytokinesis; cell division. The transcript is spliced from 11 exons.